AUGACCCGCUCCAACCCCCAAAUAACACACAUAGUCCGCAUCCCCCUCUAUUACCGCACAACCUCGUACCCCACCCCCCCACCCCAAACCCACCACCCCACUACAAUCGCAACCCACAUCGCCCUGCGCACCCACCCCAAAACCACGCACCGUAACAACAAAAUCCUCCAGGACCUGCGUGCAUGGGGCUGGACCGUGCAAACCCUGCCCCCCACGGCGCCCCCGACCACGCCAAACACGACGCUCAACGCCUGGCUCGAUGCCUACGGCGCCAUGGCCAGACACGCGUCUUGGGACGCAGAUAUCUGGUGUAUUUGGCAGAGGGAGCAUGGGUGGAGGAUUGGGCAGCGGGAGGGCGCUGCGAGGGCGCAGGCGGAGAUGGGGUUGAGGCUGGGGGAACGGACGGUGCGGAGGCUGAAGAGGCUGGGGAGGUGGUUUGAGGGCGGGAGGGGGAGGGAGUGGAUGGAGGGCGAGUUGCGGCGUGCGGAGGCGAGGCGAGAAAGGGAGAAUUUGAGAAGAUAUGAGGGGGAAGAGAGAGAGAUAAAGGAAGAGGAACAGGAAGAGGAACAGGAAGAGGAACAGGAACAGGAAGAGAAAGAGGAAGUCGGAGAGCAUGAUGAGUAUGAUGACGGAGAUGGUGCCGAGGGGGUAGAGGGUACGUCCGCAAGAGGCAGUUUUGACCAGCCAGAGGAGGGCCUACACAAAGACAGGAGGGACAGUGCGAUGUUUUUGUGA
Plenodomus lingam JN3 is the source of this 735-nucleotide messenger RNA. RefSeq lists its product as uncharacterized. The record is from RefSeq and is a predicted model, not a curated record. Lineage: Eukaryota; Fungi; Ascomycota; Dothideomycetes; Pleosporales; Leptosphaeriaceae.